AUGCAAGGAGAUGACCUCUCAUCGGACCUUGUUAUCUCUAUUGAACGUAUCUUAGAUAUUCGUCAUGGACGAGAUACGGAUCCGUUGGACAUCCUCACCAAUGACUUCAACGCCGUCGGUGCUCUAAAUGCGCAAUUUCCAGACGAAUCCUCGUUGGAGCGCUUGGACGCCGUGCAGACUCGUAUGAUAGAGACAGAGAGGCAGCUGCAAGCCGAAAUCGACGCUCUGAAGGAAGAGCUCCGGCGGGAGCAAGAUCCGAGCAGAAUGCAGCUCAUACAAGAGAUGAUAUCAGAUCUACUGGGCCAGAUGUCUCGAAUCAGAGAGAAAGCAACUGAAUCAGAAGCAGUUGUACGAAACAUCACUAAGGAAAUACAAGUCUUAGACCUUGCGAAGAAGAACUUGAUACUUAGUAUGACGAUGCUCAAGCGCCUCCAGAUGCUGGUGAAUGCCCUCAGUCAGCUGGAAGAUCAAGUCAAAGAGAACAACUAUCACGAAAUCGUCAAUUCUCUUGCUGCAGUCAAGCAGAUCGGUACAUCUUUCAAGCCAUACACGUCAAUUCAACGCAUAUCUCAGAUUUGGCGUCGCAUACAAGAGAUACAGGUUGAGAUUAAGUCGCGAAUCGAUGCGGACUGGGAUAAGUUCUACGUACAGGACCCGUCGAGGCCCAUCAAGCCUUCUGUGAUCGCUGAUGCUUGCCUCGUAAUCGACGUGCUUGGCCCAGAAAUCCGUUCUCAGUUCGUAGAAAGAUAUGUCGCAUUGGAGCUGAAGGAGUAUAGGCGAAUAUUCCGUGCGACCGAUGAGGCGGGCCAGCUGGACAACCUCUCACGGCGGUUUGCGUGGUUCCGGCGGCUCUUGCAAACACACGAAACUGAGCAAGGUAGAGUGUUUCCGGCAGAAUGGAAAGUGGGCUGGUUCCUGUGCUCGAAAUUCAUCGAGAUCACAAGGGACGAUAUGACUGUUUUGUUGUCCAAAGCGGGUUCCAAGCUAUCCGUCAAGCAGUUAUUGGAUACUCUGCAGGAAACGAUGGAGUUUGAGGAAUCGAUGACGAGGAAAUAUGCGACACCUGUACCAGACAUUCUCAAAGCAACCCAACCUUCCGGAGCAUCGCGGCCUCUCAAGACGAUCACGUCGGCAUUCGAGCCUCAUAUGGGAGUUUUCAUAGACGCGCAAGACAGAGCAUUAUCCGACAUGCUAGCCCAGCACAGAGGCUAUAAGUCGCGUUCUUCGCUUGAAGCAGCGGCGCCUACGGCAUCCUCUGACGAGACGGCACCUCCUGUUUUCGUUCUGCCGUCGUCUACGGAGCUGUUCUAUUACUACAAGCAAACAUUGGACCAGUGCGCGAGCUUGUUCACUGGUCAACCGUUGUAUGAACUCUCCGUAUUGCACAAGAAGUGGCUCAAGAUCUACGCAGGUGUGACAAAGCCUCCUAUUAAUCUGCCUGCGUUUGUAUCGAGGAAAUCGACGGAAAGCCGCGUGGACGCCAAUGAGCUGAAGAAUGCCUGCACGCUGAUAAACACCGCCGACUACUGUCAAACAACAGCGCUGGAGCUGGAAGAGAAUAUCAGAGAAACAUGUGACAAACCUUUCAAAGAGAGGAUCUCUUUCCAGGACGAGCGUGAUCUAUUCGUUAGUGCCAUUUCUGCUGCUAUUCAGGUCAUGGUACGCGAGCUGGAAUCGGCUUGUGACGGUCCAUUUUCCACUAUGACGCGCACGUCUUGGGCGUCGUUGAAGUCUGUCAGCGGCCAGUCUGCAUAUAUUGAUGAUUUGGUUGGAGCGGUCGAGCAAGUCGUGGAUACUGUCAGGCCUCUAGUGGAGCAAAAGAAAUAUCUGCGGAAUUUCCUGGACAAGGCGUCGAGCUCUGUUUUUGCUAAGUUUACCAACGCGUUGGUCAAAAGUCGACCACUCAAAGAGAUCGGUGCCGAACAGGUAUACCUUUCUAUCACGUUUGACCUUGGUGAUUGGCAGCUACUGAUCGAUCUACAAGCGGUCAAAGUAGCUCUUUUGCGAAUCCCUGGCGACUCGCUCAGUACUACGAAUUAUACACGCAGCGUCUCGAAUCACACAAUCAGAUUGGAGGCGCUUCUCAAAGUCAUCGUGACACCACUGGACCCUGCCGAGGGAUUCAUUUUGAACUACACCCUUCUCAUCGGGGACUCUUCGUUUACCAAUUUCCAGAAGAUUCUCGACCUCAAAGGCGCAACGAAGGCCGAGCAGAACGAUCUACUCGAUUGUUUCCUCACGAUUACCAGCACCAAGACGGACCUCAAGGACGCUUCCUUCCUCUCAUCCCUCGAUAUGGAUCCUGGCCAGGUGACCAAUCUCAUAAGCCCAGCUGCCAGUCGUGUAUCUUUGCUUCAGGGAUCGGGGCAGAGCGAUGGCUUGCUUGCAGCACUGGCUUCCCCGCCCGCUGCUGGAUCGUCAACUGGCUCCGACACGCCACCCAGAACUGAUCAAGCACCGAGACGGGAGGUAUUUUCCGAUUUCAAGCGGUUCGUGAGCUUCGGAUUGAGGCGGGAGUCUAUGCCGCCAUCAUAA
Molecule: messenger RNA, 2535 nt
Organism: Postia placenta MAD-698-R-SB12
Lineage: Eukaryota; Fungi; Basidiomycota; Agaricomycetes; Polyporales; Adustoporiaceae
Exons: 17
Coding region: 1-2535 (844 amino acids)
Biological process (GO): retrograde transport, endosome to Golgi
Cellular component (GO): GARP complex
Source: RefSeq, a predicted model, not a curated record